AUGGCUAGAUAUUUAAAAACGUACCGUAGUUAUCUGAGGUUUGAUGCCUAUGCAUUAAUUCGUCACUAUUGUGGUUUUGGACGAAAUGAUGAUGAUUUUGUCGAUCGUUUGUCUCGUCAUUAUAGUGUAUUAAUAUUUUCAAUGUUUAUUAUCAUUGUCUCAUCGGUACAAUUUGUUGGUAAACCAAUUUCAUGUUGGACACCGGCAUCAUUUACCGAUUCUCAUAUAAGUUAUGCCGAUUUUAUUUGUUGGAUUUCUAGUACAUAUUAUGUAUCAACUGAAUCUGAAAUACCUUAUCCAGAUGAACAUCGUGAACAUUCUAUUAUAUUUUAUCAAUAUAUUCCAUUUUUACUUAUGUUACAAGCAUUUGGUUUUUUCUUUCCUGGGUUUUUAUGGCGAUCAUUAUCUAAAAAAAUUGGAUUUUCAAUUCAAAAAUAUAUUGAUAAUUUAAAUUUAAGUCGUACACUAUUAAUUGAACCACCAAGUUUUCGUCAACAAUUUGUACAUAAUGUUGCCAUUCGUCUUGAUCAAUAUUUUCGUUUAAAACAUGGAAAAAAGAAGAUGAAAACUGUCUUUUUAUCACAAUUUCCUAAAUUAACAAUUUUAUAUUUGUCUAUAAAACUUAUUUAUUUAUGUAAUAUUCUUUUUCAAUUAUUUACAUUGCAUUAUUUAAUGAAAUUUCGUUUAUCAUUAUCAUCACUCGUUCAACAAUUAUUUAUUCAUAGUACUAAUUAUCAUCAUGAUUCACAUCAAUUUCCUACAAAUGUUUUAUGUGAUUUUAUUGUUCGAUUUCUUGGUAAAAAUACUCAUCGUCACACUGUUCAAUGUGUAUUACCUGUAAAUGUUUUCAAUGAGAAAAUAUUCACAUUUUCCUAUUUAUGGUUAAUAAUAAUGAUGUUAUUUUCAAUUUAUAAUCUCAUGUUUCAAUGGCCAUUUUAUUUGAUUAAUAAAUAUGAUUUUAUCAACGAUUAUUUGAUUGCUCAAAAUAAAAAAAAGACAAAUAAAUUUAAAAAAUUAACAUCUGAUUUCACAUCAUCAUCGUUAAUAAAUAGUAACAACAGUCGCGAUUUAAGUGAACAGAAAAAUGAACAAAUAUUGAUGAAAAAUUUUAAUGAACACUAUUUGAAAACAGAUGGUAUUGUUUUAUUAAGACUAAUAAAGAUUAAUACCGAUAUUGUGACGACAUAUAACCUCCUUGAUGAUAUUUGGGAUUUAUACAGAAUACAACCCAUUUGA
Molecule: messenger RNA, 1236 nt
Organism: Didymodactylos carnosus
Lineage: Eukaryota; Metazoa; Rotifera; Eurotatoria; Philodinida; Philodinidae
Source: the annotation of a GenBank genome assembly